Molecule: messenger RNA, 1887 nt
Organism: Schistocerca piceifrons (Central American locust)
Lineage: Eukaryota; Metazoa; Arthropoda; Insecta; Orthoptera; Acrididae
Exons: 4
Coding region: 1-1887 (628 amino acids)
Source: RefSeq, a predicted model, not a curated record
AUGGGGGAGCACUUCAAGGAACUGUUAAAUUGUGAAGACAACCAAGAGGAACGAGUAAGAGAUGCUCCAGAGGAAGUCGAAGAAGAUCAAGAUAUAAAUUUGCAGUGCCCCACAAUGGACGAAAUUAGGAUUGCCUUGAAAACAUUAAAAAAUACUAAGGCUCCAGGCCUAGACAACAUAGCACCGGAGCUCUUAAAAGCUGAUAUUGAAAGUACUGUUAAAAUGCUCCAUCCUUCGCUGAAGCAUAUUUGGCUUGAAGAGAAAUCUCUGAAGGAGUGGGAAAAUGGUUUGGUGGUAGAGCUCCCAAAAAAGGGAAAUUUGUCAGACUGUAACAACUGGCGUGGUAUUACAUUGUUGUCAGUGCCCACCAGAUUCAUCACCUUCGUCUCUGCAUAUGCUCCUACUUUAGACAGUGAUGAAGACACAAAGAAUCAGUUCUACCACCAACUGAACAGUACUCUCUCUAAAAUACCCAUUCAAGAUAAAUUAAUUUUACUUGGUGAUUUCAAUGCCAGAAUGGGAAGGGACAACCGUUUUUGGAGAGAGGUCAUGGGUAAACAAGGGGUGGUAAACUGCAAUGCAAAUGGGUUGUUACUUCUUGGUCUAUGUGCUGAGCACGAGCUUUUCAUCUCCAAUACCCAAUUCCGUUUGCGUAACCGCUAUAAGACCACAUGGAUGCACCCACGCUCCAAACAUUGGCAUCUUAUAGACUACGUUAUUACGCGACAGCGUGACAAGAAAGACAUUCUCAUCACAAAAGCAGCACUAAACAUCGAUGAGUGCUGGGCUGACCAUAUACUUUUAGUCAGCCGUUUGAGAGUACCAAAGUAUCGCAAGCCACGAUCCCACUUUUCAAACCCACCACGCAGAAAAUUCAACAUAAGCAACCUGAACAACAAAAACGUUCGCUCACACUUCCAAGACAUACUGUCUGAACAACUUAACAAAGCUCCAGCAACCACAGAUGACGUCGAACAAGAAUGGACCACAUUAAAGAACAUCAUCAAAGAAACUGCUGAGAAUGUUGUUGGUUUUAGUGCACGGAAAAGAAGUGACUGUGCACGGAAAAGAAGUGACUGGUUUGAUGACAACCAUGGAGAAAUCCAAGCCAUCAUCAAUGCAAAGCGGGAUGCUUACCUAUCCCUUGCUCAAGAUCCGUCCUGCGCAGAAAAGAAAGCACACUUUCAAGAACUCAAGCAGAAAUGUCAAAGUAAAAUACGAGUAAUCAAGAACAAAUGGUGGCAACAGAAAGCCACAGAACUCCAAAAUCUUUCCGAUGCAAGGAACCUGCGUGGCUUCUACGCUGGUAUUAAAGAGCUGUAUGGACCUAUCCGCUCCUCAUCAGGAACACUGAAAGCUGCUGACAACUCCACCAUUCUUACUGAAAGUCAGGACAUCUUAAAUCGUUGGAAAGAGCACUUCAGCUCACUGUUAAACCGCCCUUCUACUGCCGCUAGAGAUUUUCUCAAAAAUGUCCCACAGCACCCCCCAAAACCCUGGAUGGCUGAUCCUCCAACUUUUCAAGAAUUCUGCAAGGCACUCAAGAGUGUGAAACCUGGGAAGGCUGCUGGACCUGACAGCAUCCCGAUGGAGCUUACUGAUGGUGGCGGCUUGCCUCUAAAAACUAGACUCUUCUCACUCAUUCUAUUAAUGUGGGAAACCCGCAAGUUACAGAGAAAUGUUAUAAAUUUGCAAAAUAAUAAGGAGUACUUGACAAAAAAUGAUGAUGUAUCAAGUCCUGCACCUCUCAUAGUUAACUAUAGAGCAGGCAAUGAUUCACAUGCUGCAACUUAUUACCAGGCGGUAGAUAAACGAUUGCAAAUAUCGAUCCAAAGCAACCGGCUAGGAGAAAAAAUAAAAUAUGCUCUGUUACACAGCCGCUUGUGA